AUGGGGAUAUCCAUCGACAAUGUAACAGGAUUGGUUCUUGCGGUUUCUUCUAGCAUUUUCAUUGGUUCAAGCUUUAUUGUUAAAAAAAUGGGGUUAAAGAAAUCCAACACCCCAGGAAGAAGUGCAUCCUCCGGAGGUCACGCGUAUUUAUACGAACCUUGGUGGUGGAUCGGAAUGAUCUCAAUGAUUGUCGGAGAAAUCGCCAAUUUUGCAGCUUAUGCAUUUGCACCUGCACUGGUUGUGACUCCUUUAGGAGCUUUAAGCAUCAUUGUUAGUGCAAUACUAGCUCAUUUUAUAUUGGAAGAAAAAUUGCACAUAUUUGGUGUGCUUGGAUGUGCUCUUUGUAUGGUGGGAUCUACAACUAUUGUUUUACAUGCUCCACAUGAAAGAAUUAUUCACUCUGUUAAAGAAGUGUGGCAUCUUGCUACAGAACCAGGUUUCAUUAUGUAUACUUGUGCAACUGUGAUUUUAGUCUGUGUCCUCAUUUUCUAUUGUGUUCCAAGAUAUGGUGAAAGACAUCUUGUUGUAUAUAUCGGAAUAUGCUCUCUCACUGGAUCGCUUACGGUUAUGGGUGUGAAAGCAGUGGGAAUAGCUAUAAAGCUUACAUUUGAAGGCACAAACCAAUUCACUUAUUUUCAAACUUGGUUCUUUACUUUGGUUGUCGUGGGAUGUUGUCUCAUGCAAAUUAACUACUUGAACAAGGCCUUGGACACCUUUAACACUGCAGUUGUAUCACCUGUUUACUACGUGAUGUUUACGUCAUUUACCAUAUUUGCCAGCAUAAUCAUGUUUAAGGAUUGGGACUCACAAAAUGCAUCACAGAUUGCUACUGAGUUAUGUGGAUUUGUGACAAUUUUAUCAGGAACAUUUCUCCUUCACAAAACAAAAGAUAUGGGAAAUAAAUCCUCUCCCUUUUCAAGUCCAAAUCAAGCUAAUACCAAUGAUAAUAAUAACAAUAGGAACAAUAACAACGACAACAACAACUCAAACACACAGAACACAUGA
This is a messenger RNA of Lathyrus sativus (Indian pea), 1005 nucleotides long. NCBI's taxonomy places the organism in Eukaryota, Viridiplantae, Streptophyta, Magnoliopsida, Fabales, Fabaceae. The record is from the annotation of a GenBank genome assembly.